Molecule: messenger RNA, 1233 nt
Organism: Paecilomyces variotii
Lineage: Eukaryota; Fungi; Ascomycota; Eurotiomycetes; Eurotiales; Thermoascaceae
Exons: 5
Coding region: 160-1131 (323 amino acids)
Molecular function (GO): arylformamidase activity
Source: RefSeq, a predicted model, not a curated record
AGCCUUUUAAUUGAUCCAUUACCGCUGUCUCUCCUUUUCUUAUAUAAAUCAGAUCAGGGAUUGAAGUGUAUUCUACCUGGAGCUUGCGCAGUGUCUGGGUCCUUUCUCUUUCUGUUCGUUGCGUCUCGUGGCAAUAUUGAGAAACAUUAUCGUCUGACCAUGUCCGAGAAAUCUCCCUACGAUAACCCCUUUGACGAACUCCCUAACCCCAAGCAGGUAUGGGUUGGGAAGCCAGGGAGUCGUGAAGAAGGGCUCGGUAAACUGGCCAUCUUGACUCCUGAAGUAGUGGCGAAAGCUGCUGCGACACAGAUCAAGACAGGCAAGCGAGUGACCCUGGGCUGGGAUCUGACAAAGCUGGAUUUCCCAAAUCUGAAUCGCCAACCUUGCGAACACAACAUUAUCCCGUUACUCGGUGGGAUAGCCUUUGAUGACGUUUAUACAUUCAACCCUCAACAGAGUAGCCAGUGGGAUGGCCUUCGUCAUUUCUCUCAGACGGUGCCUGGUCAGGAGGAGAGACUGUUCUACGGUGGCACCACCAAAGAAGAGAUCAAUGACCGUAAAAAUCACCGUAUCGGUCUUCAACACUGGGCCCAGGAGGGUAUUGCAGGCCGCGGGGUCCUCAUUGAUUAUGCUUCCUACGCUGAAAAGCGAGGCAUCAAAUAUACCACUUUCUCGACUCAUCAGGUGCGGCUGAGUGAGAUCCUAGAGAUUGCGAAGGAAAGUAAUAUCACCUUUGAAAAGGGUGAUAUCCUCUUUGUUCGCAUCGGUGUUACAAAAGAGUGGGAUACUGUCAUGACAGAUGCGCAGAAGCAGGUCUACUCUGAUAAUAAGAAUCCUCACCACGCGGGAGUCGAAGCCACAACCGAUGUUCUCCGCUGGCUCUGGGAUUCAGGCUUUGCCGCUAUCGCUAGUGAUGCGAUCAGUUGGGAGGUCUAUCCACCUCAAGGUGAUCUGUUCCUGCAUGAGUACGUGAUCGCUGGUUGGGGAAUGCCAAUCGGCGAGCUCUUCGACCUAGAAGCUCUAUCCCGUGUCUGCGCAGAGCACAAGCGGUGGAGCUUCUUCGUGGCAUCUGUGCCACUGAACAUGCCCGGUGGCGUUUCGUCGCCCCCAAACAUGAUGGCUAUCUUCUAGAGUACCCCAUACGGAAGCGCAGGAUUGAGUAGAGACGAUGUCCCAAUUCCACGGUACGUUGUAAUUCACUAAGUACGUAUAGUGCGUGAUUCGCACAGCUUG